AUGGGAAAGCUUGUUCGGCUUGAGCUUUUCAAUUUCAAGUCCUACAAGGGCCAUCAUGUUCUACUUUUCGGCGAUGCCUACUUUACGUCUAUUAUUGGGCCUAAUGGCUCUGGAAAGUCAAACUCGAUGGACGCCAUCUCUUUUGUGCUAGGUAUCAAAUCGUCGCAUCUCCGGUCAACCAACCUCAAGGAUCUCGUCUACCGUGGACGUGUACUCAGGACAUCCAAGAUUAACGGUGAUGGCUCCGCCACAAUCGACGCUCAAGAGAACGGCGGCGACGGCGGCGACGACGCGCAAGAUGGAUCAGACGUGGAAAAUUCCCAGUCACAGGGCGACCGCGAUGACCCGCGCUCCGCAUGGGUAAUGGCUGUCUACGAGGAUGAUGCCGGGGAAGAACAGCACUGGAAGCGGUCGAUCACCAGUUCUGGCGUCAGCGAAUAUCGUAUCAACAACAAAACCGUGACCGCCCAGCAGUACAACGAGGCGUUGGAAGAGGAGAAUAUCUUGAUAAAAGCGCGCAAUUUCCUCGUCUUCCAAGGAGAUGUCGAAGCUAUUGCUUCACAAUCACCUAGAGACCUGACUCGGUUAAUUGAGCAAAUCUCCGGCAGUCUGGAGUACAAGGCCGAGUACGAGCGUCUUAAAGCCGAGCAAGAAGAGGCAGGAGAACAGCAAACGUUCCAGCUCAAUCGCCGCCGAGGAAUCAACUCCGAAAUCAAACAGUACCAAGAACAAAAGCGAGAAGCCGAGAACUAUGCACGCAAGGCCGAGGAACGCGAUCAGGCAAUCAUCACUCACAUCCUCUGGAAGCUUUUCCACUUCCAGCGAUUGAUUGAUGAAUCUAGUGCAGAAAUUCAGAAACACCAAGAUGAGCUCAAGGAAUACCGUCGGGGUGUUGAGAAGCACGAAAAGAAUCUGGAGGAAGCUAAGAAGGAACACGCCAAAGUCGGUAGAAAUGUAUCCAAUGCUGAGCGUAGCAUUACAAAGAAAGAGAAGGACAUUGAAGAUGCCACGAACUCACUCGUCCCUGUCGAGGAGAAGAUUGAAAUCACUUCCAGCAAGGUUCAAAGAUACACUUCUCGGAUUUCGGAUAUUACCAAAGAGCGGGAGUCUCAAAAUGCGAAUGCCAAGCGCCUCGAGAAAGACUUGAAAGUUGUGGAAAAAGCUCAAGCUCAAUGGGAAGCAGACUGGGAGAAGACCAUGAGCAGGGCAGGCGGCCAACUCAGCGAAGCAGACCUUCAGGAAUACAACAAACUCAAGGAGGAAGUCAACAAGCGCUCUUCAGCCGAACAGCUGAAACUAGACAAUCUUCGACGUCAACGAAAGACAGACGCUGAAACGGUAAACAGCCUGAACAGCAAAUUCGAGAGUGCGCAGUGGCAACUCCAAAGCCUGGAAACGGAAACGAAGACUUUGAAGGAACGCAAAUCGGACAUCAAUGACACGAUCAAGCUCACAUCUCAAAAUAUUGACCGCAAGAAGAAAGAGUUAAAUGCUGUAGCAUCUGAACGACUUCGCGCUUCUCAAAUGCGCACUGAGCUUGAAGAAAAGCUACAGGUUGUCUUGAAAAAAUUACUGGAAGCCGACGAUGGCAGAAAGCAAAGUGAACGAGAAAUUCGAAUGAAGGAGAUGAUUUCUACUCUGAAACGUAUCUUCCCUGGUGUCAAGGGCCGUGUCAGCGAUCUCUGCAAGCCCAAGCAGAAGAAGUAUGCCGAAGCUGUCAGUACCGUCCUGGGCCGUCAUUUCGAUGCUGUCGUUGUCGACAAUGAAAAAACAGCCAAGGAGUGCAUUCAACAUCUUCGCGACCAGCGAGCUGGACAGGCUACAUUUAUUCCCCUGGAGACUAUUCAGGUGAAAGCCUUUAACUCGAACCUCAAGGGUAUGCACCGGGGAAUGCGUCUGGCUAUCGAAACCGUUGAUUACGAGAAUUCUGUUGCACGAGCUAUCAGCUACGCUUGUGGUAAUGCGAUUGUCUGCGAUGAUCUCGAUACUGCCAAGUAUCUGUGCUAUGAAAAGGGAGUCGACGCUAAAGCAGUCACACUCGAUGGUACUGUGAUACAUAAAGGUGGUCUUAUGACUGGUGGUCGUGGGCCAGGACACCAAAGCUCCAAGCGAUGGGACGACUCGGAGCUGGAGAAUCUUCACAAACUAAAGGAUAAGCUGCUGGGUGACCUUGCUGCUCUGCCCAAGGGUCACCGUCGAGGAACGGAUGAAGAAACCUUACAAGGUGACCUCGUUGGCCUUGAACAGCGUCUUACAUAUGCCAGGGAAGAAUUGAAAGCCUUGGACCGCAACCUGGAGAGCAAAGGUAGCGAACUUCAGUUUGCUAAAAAGCAGCUAUCAGAAGUGCAACCCAAGCUACGAGAGAAGCAAAAGGCAUUGACGCAGUUGGACGGCUCUAUCAAGAAAUCAGAGGAGUCUGUUGGUAGUGUUGAGGAUGAGAUCUAUGGUGACUUUUGCAGCCGCCAUGGAUACGAAAGCAUUCGGGAUUACGAAGCACAGCAAGGUUCUUUGCAAGAAGAAGCCGCUCGCAAGAAGGUUGAAUUUACCACGCAAAAGAGCAGGAUUGAGAACCAACUGAGCUUUGAACAACAACGUCUUCAGGCAACGGAUGACCGUAUCGAAGCUUUGCAAGCACAGUACAACCGUGACGAAGCUCUCAUCAAGGGAUUGAAAGCCGAACAGGAUGGCAUCCGGAACCGUUUGGAUGAGCUAGGUGCCGAGCUUGAAAUUCUUCGGGAACGCCUGGACGAACAGAAAGAACUAUACGCCGAGUCCCAAGAAAAGUUGGCUGCCCAGAGACGAGAGCUCCAGAAACGUGCGAAGAAUGUCGAGGACACUCUUCGGACUGUGGGAACUUUGGAAGGAGAGAUCCAACGCAACUCUUCAAAUCGAUACGGCCUCCUGCGUCGUUGUAAGCUCGAGGGCAUUGACGUUCCUUUAUCAGAUGACUCAGCGGCUUUGGACAAUUUGCCCAUUGAUGAUCUCGUGCAAAAUGCCGAUCCCGAUGCUAUGGAUAUUGACGAAGAUGCUAACGCGACUGGAUUGGAAACGCCUGCGGUACAGGAUUAUGGCAUCGAAGUUGACUUCGAUUCUCUAGGCGAGACUUUGAAAGAGACUGCGGAAGAGAAGCUCGAGGAAGAGUUACAAGAGCGUAUUCGGUCCCUGAAUACCGAGCUCGACAAAAUGGCUCCCAACUCUCGAGCUUUGGAGCGUUUAGAAAGUGUUGAGAACAAGCUUCGAGGUACAGAGAAAGAUUUCGAGGAUGCUCGAAAACGGGCCAAGAGGGCCAAGGACGACUUUGAAUCUAUAAUGAGGAAGCGGUCUGAACUAUUCAACAAGGCAUUCUCACACAUUUCCGAGCAAAUUGGUCCCAUUUACCGGGAACUCACGAGAAGUGCUAACUAUCCUCUUGGUGGUCAAGCUUAUCUCGAUAUUGAGGAUUCAGAUGAACCGUAUCUAGAUGGUAUCAAGUACCACGCCAUGCCCCCGCUCAAGCGUUUCCGAGAUAUGGAGCACUUGUCUGGUGGCGAGAAGACAAUGGCGGCACUUGCACUACUGUUUGCAGUUCACUCCUACCAGCCAUCUCCGUUCUUCGUCCUUGAUGAAGUCGAUGCAGCUCUGGACAACACCAAUGUUGCGCGUAUCGCUAACUACAUCCGGGACCACGCGUCCCCUGGCAUGCAGUUUAUUGUGAUCAGUUUGAAAACAGGACUGUUUCAAUUGAGUGAGGCAUUAGUUGGUAUCUACCGCGACCAAACAGAAAAUAGUAGCAACUCGCUUACCCUUGAUCUGCGCAAAUACCAAUAA
Messenger RNA from Talaromyces rugulosus, 3807 nucleotides. RefSeq lists its product as uncharacterized. The transcript is spliced from 6 exons. The record is from RefSeq and is a predicted model, not a curated record. Bases 1 to 3807 code for a protein of 1268 amino acids. Gene Ontology annotation, molecular function: ATP binding; protein binding; DNA binding. Lineage: Eukaryota; Fungi; Ascomycota; Eurotiomycetes; Eurotiales; Trichocomaceae. Gene Ontology annotation, cellular component: cohesin complex; chromosome; nucleus. Gene Ontology annotation, biological process: sister chromatid cohesion.